AUCUUUCUUCACAUAUCUCUCUCUCUCUCUAAUGUUCUUCUAGAUUCCCAUUUUCUUAUCUUUUCAGUUUCUUGAAUUCAAGAACUGAUAGGAAGAGAGAUAGAGAUAGAGAGGUGUGAAAAUGGAAGGUGUUAUCCAAACAAAAGGGCUUUUAUCCCUUCCUUCAAACCCACAAACCAGAGCUUUUCUUUACAAACCACCACAGCUUUCUCUCCGCCAAAGAUUCAAUCUCUCAAAUCCCUUAAAACCCAUAUCCACAAAUGGGUUUUCUUUAAAUCUUGAUGGGUCAAGAAAAUUUCAAGGAUUUGGUACAAUCCCUGGUUUGUUAGGUGGCAAAAAGGCUAGAAUUCAUGUUUGUAAGGCUUCCGCCGCCGCCGGAGCCGCCGUCCCCGGUGGCGCCGGUGGUGGUGGAUAUGGUGAAGUGGAAGGCCCUAAGUUUAUGGGUAUUGAAGUUUUGACCCUGAAAAAGAUUGUACCAUUAGGGUUGAUGUUUUUCUGCAUUCUUUUCAAUUAUACAAUCCUUAGGGAUACAAAAGAUGUCUUAGUGGUAACAGCCAAGGGUUCAAGUGCUGAAAUUAUACCCUUUUUGAAAACUUGGGUUAAUUUGCCUAUGGCAAUUGGGUUUAUGUUAUUGUAUACCAAAUUGUCAAAUGUGCUAUCAAAAAAGGCUCUUUUCUACACUGUAAUCCUUCCCUUUAUAGCAUUUUUUGGGGCUUUUGGGUUUGUUUUGUAUCCUCUUAGCAAUUACUUCCAUCCAACAGCACUUGCUGAUAGGCUACUUGAGUUCUUGGGGCCAAGGUUUCUUGGACCUCUUGCAAUUAUGAGGAUUUGGAGCUUCUGUUUGUUCUAUGUGAUGGCUGAGCUUUGGGGAAGUGUGGUGGUUUCAGUUCUGUUUUGGGGGUUUGCUAAUCAGAUAACGACCAUAGAAGAAGCCAAAAAGUUCUAUCCUUUAUUCGGUCUCGGAGCCAAUAUUGCCUUGAUUUUCUCGGGACGUACCGUGAAGUACUUCUCGAAUAUGAGGAAACAUUUAGGUCCCGGUGUCGAUGGAUGGGCCAUUUCGUUGAAAUACAUGAUGAGCAUUGUCGUCCUAAUGGGAUUAGCCAUUUGCGGUCUUUAUUGGUGGGUGAAUACGUUUGUUCCUCUUCCUACCCGUAGCAAGAAGAAGAAGGAGAAGCCAAAUAUGACGACGAUGGAGAGUUUGAAAUUCUUGGCGUCAUCGCCGUACAUUAGGGAUCUAGCUACGUUGGUCGUAGCAUACGGGAUUAGCAUUAAUCUCGUCGAGGUUACAUGGAAAUCGAAGCUCAAGGCCCAGUUUCCUAGUCCAAACGAGUACUCGUCUUUCAUGGGCGACUUCUCGACCGCAACCGGAAUAGCAACGUUCACGAUGAUGCUUCUAAGUCAAUGGAUAUUCAACAAGUACGGUUGGGGGGUGGCUGCCAAAAUCACGCCAACGGUCCUUCUUCUAACCGGGGUCGGAUUCUUCUCUUUGAUCUUGUUUGGAGAUCCUCUCGGACCAGGUCUUAUGAAGUUCGGGAUUACGCCUCUUUUAGCAGCAGUCUAUGUUGGUGCAAUGCAAAACAUAUUCAGCAAAAGCGCAAAAUACAGUUUGUUCGAUCCAUGCAAAGAAAUGGCAUACAUUCCGUUGGAUGAAGACACCAAGGUUAAAGGGAAGGCCGCCAUAGAUGUCGUGUGCAACCCGUUGGGGAAAUCGGGCGGAGCUCUGAUUCAACAAUUCAUGAUCUUAACGUUCGGUUCGCUUGCAAACUCGACACCAUACCUUGGCGGAGUACUUCUCGUGAUCGUGGUGGCGUGGUUAGGUGCCGCCAAGUCGUUGGACACACAGUUCACUGCUUUGAGGCAGGAGGAAGAGCUCGAGAAGGAGAUGGAGAGGGCGGCGGUCAAAAUCCCGAUUGUUUCUUCGAACGUGGAUGCAAACGGAUCGGUGGGGAGUGAUGCCAGCAGCGGUUCGCCGGAAACGUCGUUUCCGAGAAACGCUUGAAUCCAGGGUUAAUUCGGAUGGUUUUAUAGGAGUUUAGGGUUUUGAUACAGAUAAAGAUUGAAACUUUUGGGAUGUUUUUGUCAUUGUCUUUGAGUAGAAUAAUGAAGGGCAAAAGGCUGUGGAAUGCUGCUUACUUUUGAAGUUGUUCAUCUUUGUAGAAACUGUAUUUUGAUGUUUUAAUUUGAUAAGAGUUUCUGUUUUCCUAUUGGUCAAAAAUACUGGAGUUAAUGUAUCAGAUAUUGUCUGUUUUUGUA
This is a messenger RNA of Cynara cardunculus var. scolymus (artichoke), 2253 nucleotides long. Its product is annotated as plastidic ATP/ADP-transporter-like. Gene Ontology annotation, cellular component: membrane. The record is from RefSeq and is a predicted model, not a curated record. Gene Ontology annotation, molecular function: ATP:ADP antiporter activity. The transcript is spliced from 5 exons. Gene Ontology annotation, biological process: nucleotide transport. NCBI's taxonomy places the organism in Eukaryota, Viridiplantae, Streptophyta, Magnoliopsida, Asterales, Asteraceae. Bases 122 to 1999 code for a protein of 625 amino acids.